Molecule: messenger RNA, 1362 nt
Organism: Acanthosepion pharaonis
Lineage: Eukaryota; Metazoa; Mollusca; Cephalopoda; Sepiida; Sepiidae
Source: the annotation of a GenBank genome assembly
AUGUUUUCUUUUCUUUCUUUCACGUCGAGUGACAUUCGACCUUUAGCGAAUUUUUUCCCCAACCCAACUGGCAUCAGUUUCGUCUGCAGAAUGCCGGGCCUGUCAACACCAGAUAUGCCAAAAAACAACCUUCUUCUGCUUUAUGGUUUUAUAUGUCGACACUCUGAGAUAAGAUUACUUGAAACUUAUCUUCUGUGUAGGUUCUCUUUUUUUCAUGUUUUCUUUUUUCUUUCUCGGGUUUUCUUUGACGUUACUUCUUUUCCUUUUUAUGCACUAACGUUUUUUUUUCGCCUUUCUUAUCGACCAUUUUCCAUUCGUUUUUUUUUAAUUUCUUCAUCUUACUUUUAUUUCUUUCAUUUUUUUCACCCUUUAUUUCCAUUGGUUUCCCUGUGCCAUUUUUCAUUCCUUUUUCGCUCUGCCACACGGCCCUUGCUCUCCCCUUGCGCUCUCCAUCAAUCCCACCAACCUAUUUCCUUCUCGUGUCAUCUUUCCUCCAAUGCAUUAACCUUACUUCAUCUCACUCCUCCUUUCUUCGAAUAUUGCUUAAUUUUGCUUUCACGCUCUCCAUAUUUUCUCUUCAUCUCUCUCUUUCUCUCCACUUUAACUUUGUUCCGUUCCUCUCUCCCCCUUUGUUUGUUUGUUUGCUUCUUUCUUUCUUUCUUUCUUUCUUUCUUUCUUUCUUUCUUUCUUUCUUUCUUUCUUCUUCUUCUGCUCACUUCUUUACUUCCCUUCAGUUUUCUCUUCUUUUCUUUCCAUCUUUUUUUUCUUCCUUCGCGCCAUCCCUCUUUUCUCCGCCACCCAUUUAUCUAUUCUUCCUUUUCCUUCUUUCAUCGUCUAUUUAAUUCACCUCUUUCUACAUCCAUUUCUCUUACCUUCCCCUUUCUUUCAUUUCACCCUCUCUUUCUACUCAUUUCCUCUCUUCUCUUGCCCCUCAUAUUUUUUCAUAUCCUUCUCUUUCUAUCACUUUUAUCCCACUCUUUCUAUAUCCAUUCCUCUUACUUUCCACUUUCCUUUACUUCUCCUUCUCUUUCUACUCUUCUUUCUUUUCUUCUUUGUUCCCUUUCAAUAUUCUUUAUCUUUCCUUCUUUCUUCGCUACUUUCAUUCUCCUCCUCCUACAUCCAUUCUUUUACACUCCCCUUUUUCUUCAAUGUCCCUAUAUCUUUAUUACUCUUCUUUUUUUCUUUUCCCUCUUCUUCGUCCAACUCUUAUCUCUUCAUUUCUUUCCACCUUUCUCUGUCAUUUUCAUUGCCCGCUUCCUAUAUCCAUUCCUCUUAACUUCCUCUUUCCUUCAUUUUCCCCCUCUCUUUCUACUCUUCUCUCUUCCUCACUUUCCUUCGCCCCCCUUCACAUUUCUUCUAUAA